CUCCACAUUUCUUACUUUUCCCCUAGCUAUCUUUCACUCAAACACCCAUGGAUCGCGACGAGGGCCAAACCACCCGUGCGAGACCAAUGAAGCGGAAACUGGAGCCUGAAUUCCAAGACCAAAACCAGGCUCGCAAGAUUCUCGUCCUCCAAGACCCAAACAAAGACGGCUCUACCCCUCCUGUUAACACACAGGAUUUCCCUACUUUUUCAGUCCAAUCAAACUCAACCACAACCACAACAAGUACCUCCUUUUCCGGACCUCAUUGGAAUUACGACGUUUUCCUAAGUUUUAGAGGUGAAGACACUCGUAAGAGUUUCACCGAUCACCUAUACUCCGCCUUGGUGCGAGUCGGAAUUUGUACCUUUCGAGAUGAUGAGGAGCUUCGAAGAGGAAAGACCAUCUGUAAUGAACUACUCAAUGUGAUUCGUGGAACGAGAAUUUCCAUUGUGGUAUUCUCAAAAGGCUAUGCUUCUUCCACGUGGUGCCUUGAUGAACUUGUGGAGAUUGUGCACCGUAGGAAUACCAUGGGCCACAUUCUUCUUCCCAUUUUUUAUUAUGUGGACCCCUUAGAUGUUCGAAAACAAACCAGAACUUUUGCGGAUACAUUUGUUAGGCAUGAAGAGCAGUUUCAAACCGAUAUGGAGAGGGUGCAGAGGUGGAGAGUAGCUCUUACUGAAGCUGCAAAUUGUUCUGGCUGGAAUCUUGAGAGUCUUGCAAAUGGGUAUGAAUCAAGCUUCAUUGAGAAGAUUGUUACACAAGUUUCGUGUGAAGUGGAACCCACUCGCUUGAAUGUUGCCAAACACCCAAUAGGAAUAAAUUAUCGUGUUGAUCGAGUUAAAGAUUUGUUAAAUUUUGGAACAAGUGACUUUCGCAUUGUAGGCAUUUAUGGGAUGGGUGGAAUAGGUAAAACAACACUAGCAAAAGCUAUCUAUAACCAAAUAUGUUAUGGAUUUGAAGGAAGUAGUUGUCUUUUAAACAUUCAGGAAAUUUCAAAACAACAUAAUGGUUUAGUUCGUUUACAAGAACAACUUCUUUUUGAUAUAUUAAAAACAAAGAAUUUGAGGAUUGACAAUGUUGAUCAAGGAAUCAAUUUGAUUGAGAAAAGAAUUCAUGGCAAGAGAGUUCUUGUUGUUCUUGAUGAUGUGGAUGACUUGAAACAGUUACACGCAUUAGUCGGAAACUCAGAAUGGUUUGGUCCAGGAAGUAGAAUCAUUGCAACAACCAGAGAUGAACAUUUGCUAAUUCAACUUGGAGUACAUGGAAAAUAUAAGGUUGAAGAAUUGGCAGAGGAGGAGUCUCUUCAACUUUUCAAUUUGAAUGCCUUCAGCAUGCGCCAUCCAAAGGAAGAUUACUUGGAACUUUCAAUUGGUGCAGUGAAGUAUUGUGGAGGACUUCCAUUAGCUCUUAAAGUUUUGGGUUCUUUUUUAUUAGGAAGAAGCGUUGUUGAAUGGAAAAGUGAAUUGGAAAAAUUACAAAAAAUUCCUCACCACCAAAUUCAAGAUAUACUUCGAAUAAGUUUAAAAUCACUAGAUGAUAGUACGAAUGACAUAUUUCUUGAUAUUGCAUGUUUCUUUAUCGGUAUGGAUAAAGAAUAUGUCAUCAAAGCACUUGAUGGUUGUGGUUUCUUCCUAGUUAUUUGUAUCAAUAUCCUCACUCAGAGAUCCCUUGUGACAAUUGAUAACAAAAAUAAGUUAAGGAUGCAUGAUCUUAUUCGAGAUAUGGGAAGGGAGAUUAUUUGUGAAAAGUCUCCCAAUUUUCCAGGAAAACGUAGUAGGUUGUGGUUUCAUGAGGAUUUCUUAAAUGUAUUAAGCAAACAUACGGUAAGAGGCAUAUAUAUAUAUAUAUAUACACAUGCACAUAAUAUGUCUUAUGUAGGUAUGCAUGAACAUUUUUUCUUUUUGGCAAGCAUGCAACUUAGUCCCAAAAAGAUAUCAAUAUAACCCAUAAUUGAAUAAUUUUUAUCCAAAUCUUCUCUAAAUCAAGUCAACAACUGAUACUUAACAAUAUUCAAGAGGUCUGCAAGCAAGUUUCAAUUAAUUCUAAUAAUGUUUGAAUUAAUUUAGUGUUUUUUUUUUUUAAAGAAUUAUGAUGAGGGUAUAAAGGCUUAUUCUAGUUCAAAGUUGUUCUAACUUUAUGCAAGAUGAGGAUUUGUAUUGCUAAUCCAACUGUCUAUUUUGCUAGGGAACUGAAACAGUUGAGGGUCUCAUUUUAAAAGCAUCUGAAGAUGUGUGCUUGAUCAAAACUGAAGCAUUUACACAUAUGAAGAAUUUGAGAUUACUCCAAAUCAAUACUAUGCAUCUCACGGGAUCCUAUGAACAUCUCUCUAAGGAGUUAAGAUGGCUUUGUUGACAUAAGUGCCCUAUUAAAUUUCUGCCACAGAAUUUCUAUCUAGAGAACCUUGUCAUUCUUGACAUGUAGCAUAGUAAUAUCAAACAAGUUUGGAAGAAAAACCAGAUACUCAACAAGUUGAAGGUCAUUAAUCUCAGCAAUUCUAAAUAUCUCACCAAAUCACCAGACUUCUCUCAAGUGCCGCAAUUGGAGAUACUAAUACUUGAAAGUUGCAUAAGCUUGGUUCAGGUUCAUGAGUCCAUUGGAAAUCUAAAAAGACUUGUUUCACUAAAUUUAGAAGGAUGUAAGAAUUUUAAGAAUCUUCCAAGAAGCAUUUCAUAUUUAAAAUCUCUUGAAACUCUUAAUGUGUCUAACUGUUUAAAAAUUGACAAGUUACCAGAAGAAUUAGGGAAUAUGAUAGCUUUAAAGCAGCUGCUUGCAAAUAGAACUGCUAUUAAACAACUACCAUCCUCCGUUGGUCUUUUGAAGAAUCUUAAAACUGUAUCAUUAUCUGGAUGUAAAGAACAAUCCUCAGAAUCUUGGUUGUCACUUCUCUCACCAUGGAUAUCACCAAAAAGCUUGAACCCAGUAAGUUUGCUACCAACUUUCAUUUCUGGAUUACGUUCUUUGACAAAACUAUAUCUCGCUGAUCGCAAUUUGUCUGAAGAUGGGAUUCCUGUUGAUUUUGGGGGUUUAUCUUCACUUCAAAUUUUGGAUUUAUCAAGAAACAAUUUUCGUAACCUACCUGAUUGCAUCAGUUGCCUUCCUGAAUUGUACAGUUUGAGUUUGCGUGAGUGUAUGGCUCUUCAAACAAUUUCAGGACUCUCUGCAUCUGUCUUGGAUGCAAGUGGCUGCACAUCAAUGGAAAGACUCUCAAUUUCGUCUAACCAUAAAAGAAAACAAUUUUCUUCCCUUCGUAAUUGCCACAAAUUGAUUGAGAUUCAAGGUUUGGAGAAUUUGGAAUUUGGUUCAGAGAUUCUCGCAGAAGGGUGUAACAAUCUUGCAUACGAUUUUAGGAGUCAUCUCCAGUGUCAGUCAAUCAUGCGUGAUGAUCAGCAUCGUGUCAUUUACCUCCCUGGAAGUGAGGUUCCAAAUUGGUUCAGCUAUCAGAGAACUGGGUCAUCAAUAUCCUUCCAUGUACCUUCAAUUUCAAAGGGUCAAAUCCCUUGGUUGCUUGUUUGUGCUGUUUAUGCAGGCAACAAAGAAAACAAGAAGCGUUGGCCAACAAGAGUUGAUAAAGUGAGAUUCCAUAAUAAAACUAGAGGCUACCAGCACAUUCUUUGGGCAGCACUCUUCUUUCACGGUCCUGUAACCUGUGAAGAUCAUGUCUUUCUAUAUCAGACGCCACUCAUAAGAAAUGAAUUGGAGAUGGAAAGUGGAGAGGAAAUUGAGGUGUCCAUCCAACUUUGGAAAGCAGCUACAGUGAAGAAGUGUGGAAUUCAUGUCCUUUUUGAUGAGCCAAAUCGCCCAAAUGUAAUGGAAGAAUCUCCAUUCUGAUACAGCUAAUGAUCGAUGAUACUGGCCAUGGAGAGAAGGUCUCUGAAGAUCAUUAAGGACUGAUGAUUGAAGUGAUGAUCCAUCAGCAACCCAAGGCACGAUCCUCCCAAAUAUGGCAAUGGUGGUGGAAAAGGAUGAGAAAUCCUUGGUAUAACUCAAAAGAACUUUAGACUAGUUACAAAUAGCCACAUGGCAUUAUUAAGCUCUAUCAAGGUGCAUAUGUAUAUAACUCAAAAGUUUGCAUGAGUGCUUAUAUAUGCUUGCUGGAUUUGGCUGCUAUCUAGCUAUAACAUGCCUAGCCAGUACAACAUGUUCGCACCAAAAGUUAUGCUAGCAAUACGAAGAUUGGAAGACUACAAUAAUUCUCAUUCCAUA
Molecule: messenger RNA, 4203 nt
Organism: Corylus avellana
Lineage: Eukaryota; Viridiplantae; Streptophyta; Magnoliopsida; Fagales; Betulaceae
Source: RefSeq, a predicted model, not a curated record